AUGAAAGAAGAAGACAGAGAGAAGACAAGAAAUCACAAGGAAAAAUGGAAUAAUUUAGGACUAAGAACUGGGCUGUCAGUUAUUUUAAUAGGUGGUUUUGCAGUUCUUGUGAAAAUGGGAAGAUCCUUCCUUAUUGGAUUCAUUAUUCUUCUGAGUGGGAUAGUGUUUUAUGAAGUUUUAAGGGUUUUUAUGCAAAUUAGGAGUAUAUGGAGUAUUAAGAGGAUAUUUUCAACAGGUAGUGAGGAGACAAAGAAAGGAGGCAAUCUACCAAUUGGUUUCUUUUGGGGUUGCUUUUUUUUGAUUUCUUUAAUGAAUUACAGCAAGGUUUUAUUUCCAGGAAGGUACAGGGUGGUUUACCACGUGAUGAUGUGGCUGCAAUUUGCAUGGAUAUUGUGGUUUGUGCAUUUAUUAAGGGGUGGUUCUUAUCGGAUGAAAAUAUUUCACCUGUCAAUGGUGCUAAUGACAAUUUUAGGCUUAAUGAAAUGCACAGAAGCAGCAAUUAAUAACGUAAACAGAGGCAUCAGGUGGUUUGUCUAUCCGUGCCUGCUUGUUGCCAUAAAUGACACAUUUGCGUACCUUGUGGGAAAGCACCUUGGGCAAACACCGUUGACAAAACUAAGCCCAAAAAAGACGGUUGAAGGCUUCCUAGGGGGAGGCAUUGCUACUGUACUUUUGGCUAUUCCAACGGCAAGAAUGGUUCAGCUAGGGAUGUGCUAUAAAAGAAGGAUGGAGCCAUUUGAUGCGCUGUCACUGGCUGUUUUGGCUUCUGUUAUAGCGCCAAUUGGAGGGAUACUCGCAAGUGGAUACAAAAGAGCCUUUAAUGCAAAGCACUUCAGCCGGAUACUUCCUGGCCACGGGGGAAUAUCUGACAGAAUAGAUUGCCAAUUAAUUAUGCAGUUAGUAAGUAAUAUGUACCUGGCUGGAAUAUCAAGAAAACAAACACUGAAGGGUUUUGUUCAGGAAAUAAACAUAAAUCUAUCACAGAGUGAGAAAUUAGAGUUAGUUAAGCUAUUGGUCAUCUCAUACAGCAAGGAAUGA
Molecule: messenger RNA, 1038 nt
Organism: Nematocida ausubeli
Lineage: Eukaryota; Fungi; Microsporidia
Product: phosphatidate cytidylyltransferase
Exons: 1
Coding region: 1-1038 (345 amino acids)
Cellular component (GO): endoplasmic reticulum membrane
Molecular function (GO): phosphatidate cytidylyltransferase activity
Source: RefSeq, a predicted model, not a curated record